This is a messenger RNA of Vicia villosa (hairy vetch), 716 nucleotides long. RefSeq names its product probable calcium-binding protein CML23. The record is from RefSeq and is a predicted model, not a curated record. Gene Ontology annotation, molecular function: calcium ion binding. The transcript has a single exon. Lineage: Eukaryota; Viridiplantae; Streptophyta; Magnoliopsida; Fabales; Fabaceae. Bases 35 to 454 code for a protein of 139 amino acids.
ACAGAAUCUUCAAUUUUCUCCCUCUCUCUCUGCAAUGGACGAAGAAGUGCAGAAAAUCUUCAGCAAGUUCGACAAAAACGGCGACGGAAAAAUCUCCUCCUCCGAGCUGAAGGAAAUGCUCUCAAAGCUCGGUUCCAAAACUUCCUCCGAAGAAGUGAAACGCAUGAUGGAGGAAAUCGAUCAAAACGGCGACGGUUACAUUGAUCUCAAAGAGUUUGCCGAUUUUCACUUCUCCGACGCCGGAAAAGACGACUCCGAUGAGCUUCGCGACGCUUUCGAGCUUUACGAUCUUGACAAAAACGGUGUUAUAUCUGCUAGCGAACUACAUUCUGUUAUGACGAAACUCGGUGAGAAGUGUUCGCUCAGUGAUUGCCAGAGAAUGAUAAGUAACGUUGAUGUUGAUGGCGAUGGAAACUGUAACUUCGAAGAGUUCAAGAAGAUGAUGGCUCGCUAGGUUCGGAUUUCGGUUCUUCAAACGGUUAGGGUUUAGUCAUUUCUUCUGUACAUUUUUCAUGAUAUUUUCUACGUUUUGAUUUAUUUUUUAGGAUUUUAGGUUGAAGAUGCAGUAGAAGUAGAUUAGUAUUUUCCGUUUAAACAUUGAUGAUUUGAUUUAUCCAUGAAAUGAUGGCAAAUCUGUGAUCAUAUAGUUCUGAAUUGCAGUUCAACUUUUCAAUGAUUCUGAAACAACAUCGCAUUUAUUGAAAAUUUCAAUAUCA